UUGAAGAUCUCCCGGGGGUGGGGAAAAACCGAGCCUCGUAGGAAGCACAAGAGUCUGGUCUCGGCCGGCUCCUCCUUCCUUUUUGCCUCCUCCCUCCAUAGGAGUUUUGUAACUUGCAGGGUUUCCGUGUCCUGUGACUGCAGUCAGGUGGUCCCUCCUCUUCUCCUUUUCUCUCGCCCCACCACGUCUGGAGUCGGAGCUCCUUCCCGCCGAAGACAGAAGUGGGACAAAGAAAGUUUCUUAGGCUCUACAGGCAGGGAGGUGGCCAAAUUUCUGGGCGGCCAGCUGGCCUUUUCCCGCUGCCGCCGCCUGGAGAGGAGGAAAGUCAGGCAGCGUGAGAAUGGCUGGAGGGGAGAGGAGCUCCGUCGGGCCAGUCGAGGGCCGGGAACAUCUCUUCAAGAUCCUGGUCAUCGGUGAAUUGGGCGUGGGCAAGACAAGUAUCAUCAAGCGCUACGUCCACCAGCUCUUCUCCCAGCAUUACCGGGCCACGAUCGGCGUGGACUUCGCCCUCAAAGUCCUCCAUUGGGACAGCAAGACCCUGGUGCGGCUGCAGCUUUGGGAUAUCGCAGGUCAGGAACGUUUUGGCAACAUGACCAGAGUGUACUACAAGGAAGCUGUAGGUGCUCUUGUUGUCUUCGAUGUUACAAGAGGCUCGACAUUUGAUGCAGUUUCUAAGUGGAAACAUGAUUUGGACAGUAAAGUGCUUCUCCCAAAUGGCAGCCCCAUCCCAGCAGUUCUCCUUGCGAACAAAUGUGAUCAGAAGAAAGAUGGUGGGCAGAAUUCUUCCUCAAUGGAUCAAUUUUGCAAAGAUGGAGGCUUUGUUGGGUGGUUUGAAACCUCUGCAAAGGACAAUAUCAACAUUGAUGAAGCCACUAGGUUCUUGGUGGAAAACAUCCUUGCAAAUCUCAAAACCUUCCCUAGUGAAGAGAACGAUGUAGGUAGAAUAAAGCUGGACCCGGACCCAUUGAAAGCAGAAAGUAAAUCGCAGUGCUGUUAAUGUGACUGUAAUGUAUCAUUGACAUACAAUGAAAGCAGCUCCUCUCAUCUGGCUGCUGCUAUGGUGCUGGAUCACAACAAUCCUAGUGGGAUAUUGGUCACACUCCAGGGUGUUUACACGCUUCUUUUUUUCCUUAGUAAGUGGGACUUCAAAUUAUUUUGUGUAUAUUCUAGGGUUGAUUAUGAACCAGAACUGUCUAGCACAAUCAAAAGAUGGUCACAGACAAAAAGAGGGUAAUUAUUCAUCAAGGAAUAGUCAACAAGCAUUAGUAUGAGAGACUCAUCCUUGAUAUUUUGUUCUCUGCUGUGCAGUUUCAAAAUAAAAUAGGAAUGUUGGUCUGAAUGAAAGUGUUCAUUCUGAUAAGCAUUUUUUUUAUCAAGUCCUUUAAUAUGUGUAACAAUCUACUAUGGCUGGCAUUUGUCUGCCUUUCCACUUCAAUACCACCUUCUUUAUUUGACAUCUGCAUCACAGAACUAAUAUCCUUUAGAUGCUUAACGGCCAAAAUUCACAUUUUCCGAAUAUUAUAGAAUUGAUAUGCAAUAGCACAUAUUCCUGAUUUAUGGUGUACUUAUGUGAAAGAAGACUAACAGCACAAUCUGGAUUGGGGGUGGGGGAAUAUCUGAUGUGUCUGGAGACAGUGUAGUUCAAGAAGGUGCUGUGCCGCCUCCAAAGGGGCUCUGGGCAGCACAGGCAAGAGGAAAAUUCAAAAUCCCUCCUGCUUCUCAAAGAGCCCCAUAGAUGAAACAGACAUUUGCCACUGUUUUCAUGGUAUGAAGGCCACACAGGGGGUGUUCUGGCAUGAAAGCCCAGUAGAGGCUGAUUGAGGAAUGCUCUUCGCCCACCCAGCCAUUCUGGCCUAAAGCUUUAGGCCAGUACAGCUCUGUGGGGCAUAGCCUCUUCCAGGUCAGGUACUAUGAAACUCCACGGUGCCUGCCUGCCUCCCAGUUUGCCCUCUCCACUGAUGUAGAUGCCACCUACAUCAGCAGGGUGGGCAAAUGCACCGGUGCAGCCCUGCUCUGGCUCCAAGAACCCAUUCCCUUUCUAGAUUGGGCUGUAAUUCUUUGGAAAGAAGAUGAAGCUGGUGGAAGGGAGUGUUGUCAGUGUUUUCUAUCAGUUAAGUGACUCAUUCAUUUCUGACUUCUGCAAGUAUCCUAGAGAGUUUACUGUUGUAUUAUCGCAAGAAAAAAAGUUAUGGUCUGCAUAUCUAAACCCUUUGAGGACAGUCAGUUGUUACUGCACAAGUAUGAUUUUCAACUAAAUACUUAUGAAGAGCUGGACUGAAUGAUGGAAACCAGAGGAGAUGUGGAAAAUUGGUUCCAGUCUUGUAAUUUGUAGGUUUUGGUACAAAUAGAGUCUUUCUUAAUCUUGCUGCUUUUGUACUCUGUCUAUUGCCACUGUUAACUGUUUUUAACACAAACACUUGGACUUUAAGGGUGUUAAAUUUCUUAUGCUAGUACAACUUGCAAAUCUGUAUGUAAUCCAAAAUGGUGUAGUGGUGUUAAAGUAGGAAAAUAGUGUGGAGUAUUAUUUUUGUUCCUGAAAGAAUUCCGUUGACUGCUUGCUGAUAGUGUUUAUUACUAUUUGGGUUAUGGCUUCUGGGGUGGAGGGGAACUAGAGACACACUUUCAUUAUAUGUUACAGCCUAAACUCUGGUGUCUUCAGCACUUGUUCUGCCAUAGUAAGCCUGCUGCCAUUAAUUGUAAAAUAGCUUCUUUUGGCCUAACAUUCUUACGGCUUAAACUCACAAAUCCAUAUUAUGUGCCCAGAAUUAGAUUUGUUACGAUGUCAGAAGUAUUUGAUAGUGUAUAUGCACAGAUCUAGAGCUUUUAUAAGGUACAUUAAGGCACUUUGUCACUUAAAAACAGAUCCAACGAUCAUCUCCUUUCUUCCCCUGCCCCAUUCUAACAUGCUAAUUUUGUUGAAAUCAUUAAUACUUCUAACUUCCCCAUCUGUUCCAAAAUUUAUGUCAACUCAACUAUUCUGAAUGCUUUUAGAACACUUUGAGUUCAAACUCUGAACUGAACACUGGUAACUGUUGGUUUUUAAAGAUUAAACUUUCUCUUUCAGAAAGGAAAGAAAAAUAAAUGCUGAGAUUGAAAAGAUGAA
Messenger RNA from Sphaerodactylus townsendi, 3103 nucleotides. RefSeq names its product RAB32, member RAS oncogene family (gene RAB32). The transcript is spliced from 3 exons. Lineage: Eukaryota; Metazoa; Chordata; Lepidosauria; Squamata; Sphaerodactylidae. Gene Ontology annotation, cellular component: phagocytic vesicle; lysosome; Golgi apparatus. The coding region runs from base 341 to 997 and encodes 218 amino acids. The record is from RefSeq and is a predicted model, not a curated record. Gene Ontology annotation, biological process: endosome to lysosome transport; phagosome-lysosome fusion. Gene Ontology annotation, molecular function: GTP binding; GTPase activity.